AUGGAAGUCUUUUUGUACGCGGCGUGUCUGUGGAGUUUAAACGUCGCUGCUUUCAACCUGGACACCCACUAUGUCCUGGAGAGGACCGGAGACCAGGGCAGCCUCUUUGGGUUUUCCAUUGCCUUCCAUCAGCAGCUGAACCCUACCAAAAAGAACUUACUGCUGGUAGGAGCUCCACAAUCAAAGCAUCCGCACCUGAGCAACGUCACAGGCGUCGUCUAUCAAUGUGAUCUGAGUGCAUCUUCCCAGAGAUGUCAGGCUAUUGACUUUCACCAAGAAGCGUUCCAGGAGAGCAGUGGUAUAAAUGGCCAGUGGAUGGGCGUGAGAGUGACGAGCCAAGGACCUGGUAAAAAUGUCAUGGCUUGUGCUCAUCGGUACCAGCAGUGGGCGCCGAAUCCGGGCCUUUACGUCCCUCACCUGCUGACGGGCCAGUGCUACAUCUUGGCUGACGGUCUGCAGGUGGGGGACGAGGAGAGGACGUGGAGGAGGGUGGUUUGCGAUUCCGAGCACCUGACCAGACGCCAGAAAAACCACGAAUGGUUUGCGUACUGCCAGCAGGGACACGGUGCAUCUUUUGCAAAGGACAACAGAUCUCUGGUCUUCGGAGCGCCGGGCGCUUAUCUGUGGAAAGGACUCGUGCGGAUGGAGCUGUUGGACAACUUGGACAUCUCCAGUGAGGACACCCGAGAAACCGGGGACAUCGACCGCUUUGACUCCAGACUCAUUCCUCUCCGAAGAAAUAGCUACCUGGGAUUCUCCACUGACUCUGGGAUGGCCCUCCUCAGGAGGGGGGAGCUUACCGUCGUAUCAGGAGCGCCCAGAGGAGGUUACAGCGGUCAGGUGACCUUUCUUAAAGCGGACCGUUCAGCCACGAGAAGUUUGUCUGUAGAGUUGGUCCUCUCCGGUCCUGGGCUGGCCUCCUCCUUCGGAUACGACGUGGCUGUGGUGGAUCUCAACAGCGAUGGGUGGGACGACCUCGCUGUGGGAGCACCGGAAUUCUUUGUAAAAGAUGGUUUGAUUGGAGGCGCCGUCUACAUCUUUAUCAACAAUGAGGGGAAAAACUGGGAGAAGAUUAACCCCAUUCAACUUCUCGGGCGUAAAGAUUCCAUGUUUGGACUUGCGGUGGAGAACAUUGGCGAUGUCAAUCAAGACGGAUACGGAGACAUCGCUGUGGGGGCACCUUAUGACGGUUCUGGCCGAGUGUACAUCUACUGUGGAUCACCGAGCGGCAUCCACAAAAAGGCCGCACAGGUGCUCUCCCCAGUGUCUAAAAAAGUCCUUUUGUUUGGAUAUUCUCUCUCCGGUAACCUGGAUAUCGAUGAUAAUCAAUACCCCGAUUUGGCAGUUGGGUCACUCUCGGAUGCAGUCUUUGUUUACAGAGCAAGGCCAGUGGUCAGCGUCAGCGGCGCUCUAACAGUAACACCAAAUGAGAUAGACUUGGAACAGUGCGAUAGACGCACCUGUCAUUUUGAAGUGCAGGCCUGCUUUAGCUACACGUCACACCCGGCAUCAUCCAACCCCAAACUGACAAUCCGCUACACAUUCGAGGCUGAUGCAGAGAGGCAGAGAUCAGGACUUCCGCCUCGCGCGGACUUUACGGGGUCGUCUCAGGGGACACUGGAGCUGCCUGGUCAGGGGAGAAAAGCCUGUGCCAACACCAAACUACGACUUCUGCGGGAUAUCAGAGACAGACUGCACAGCAUCACUGUGUCUGUAAGUCGCUCUCUCACAAGCUCCAGCGAAGCGACGAGGUCAAGUCUUCAUGACGCCGCUCCCGUACUCAACCUCUACCAGGAAAGAAAGACGAUAUCAGAGAUAAACUUCAUCAACAAGGGCUGCGGCAAGGACAACGUCUGCCGAAGCAACCUGGAGCUGACCUACAGGUUCUGUGCCAGGGAAACUCAAAACCACCGAGAUGUUUUCACAUCACUCGCCAGAGAGGACGGUGUUGCGGCCAUCACGCCCUCCGGUAAGGACGUCGCCUUGGAGGUGACUGUGACCAACAUGGGUGGGGAGGACGCACAUCAGAGUCACGUGGUCAUCCAGCUACCAGAGCUUCUGCGCUACUCUUCUGUCAUCUACACUUCAGCGUCUGAAGCGCAAGUGUCGUGCUCGGCCAAUGACAAGGGGACUCUGAUCGAUUGUGAGCUGGGAAACCCUCUGCAUGGAGAUGCUCAGGUGACUUUUUACGUCAUGCUGACGACCACUGGCAUCUCACUGAGCACCAAAUCAGUCAACAUCACGCUACAACUUCAGACUACAAGUGAGCAGACCUUACAAGCGGUUGAGGCGACAGCCAAAGUGGUUUUCGAACUGGGUCUGCAAAUAUACGGGCUCGCCAGGCCGUCUCAAGUGUCAGUCAGGCCAAGGUCAACGAGCGAGCGAGCCGAAAAAACGGUGGAUGACAUUGGAGCCGCGAUUCAGUAUGAAUUCAAGAUAACAAACGUGGGCCGACCUCUGAAGUCCUUCGCUAAUGCGUCCCUGGAUAUCGACUGGCCUAAGGAGAACUUGGAGGGGAAAUGGCUGCUGUACUUGACUCACAUCACGAGUGCGGGAGUGCAGAUUGUCUCCUGCUCCCCCGCCGACCAAAUUGAUCCUCUUAGGCGAGUUAAGGUUUGGCGUGGCGCCUCCAGGCAGAGACGCGAGGCAGAAUACGAAGCCCUCUCCGCUGAUGCCUUCCCGUUUCGACAAAGAAGGAAAUAUAAAACCUUGACCUGCUCUGAAGGACUCAAGUGUGUGCGGAUACGCUGCCCUCUUGUGGGAUUGGACAGCACUGCAUCAAUUGUUCUACAUGCACGCCUCUGGAACAGCACCAUCACACAGGUUUACAGCUCUUUCAAUUACCUGGACAUUGUCGUGGAUGCUGCGCUUAGUUUGAGUAACUCUUCGGAGAACAUCGAACUCAAAGAAGAAAAGCCUCGGACAAAAGUAAAAGUAACAGUGUUCCUGGAGCGGGGCGAGGAAUACUACACCAAAGUCGCCUGGUGGAUCAUCUUGCUGACAGUCGUCGCCGGCCUGCUGCUCCUGGCCGUCCUCUGCUUCUACCUGUGGCAGCGGGGUUGCAUCCACUGUCCGACGUGUGGCAACAAGGCCUCAGACUACGAAACUGUGAAAAGUGCUUCAUUUCUGAAAGCCUGAAAAAAAAGAAUGCAGGCUAAGCAGAUUUUAUGAAAAGUGGUUUAUGUUGUUAAAGAGAUUUUCUGAAUGAUGGAGAACUCAUAUAUAAACUGUAGAUAGCAGUGUUUUUUACAGGACCGCAAUCUAUUUGGUUUGCGGGUGUAAUGGUGUUUGCAUAAUAGGCCUUGACACAUUUGCCAAACGUAGGUUAAAAAAAACAUGAAUUGUUUAGAACGCCAAACAUUCUUCUGUCGUCAUUUUUUAUGUUUUUUUUCAGUCUCUAUUUGUUGUAUUUUUGUUGCUGUUGUUUUAAGAAUACUCCAUCCUCGUUACACUCAUCCCUCCUGGGGUCUUCUUAUUCUCUGGCGGACCACGUACAUUACACCGUGUUUAUGAGCGUAUGACAAAUAGUAAACACUAACAAUUGUUGGAAUGAGGCAGAAAAUAUCACUUGUUCAUUACCGAUGUGAAUUUUGCUCUUUUGGUUAUGGUUAAAUUUGGUUCAAACAAAAUUCACCUGAUGUUUUACGUAAAUACUGCAGUUCAUUUAAAGGGGAACAUUAUCACAAUUUCAGAAUGGUUAAAACCAUUAAAAAUCAGUUCCCAGUGGCUUAUUGUAUUUUUUGAAGUUUUUUUCAAAAUUUUACCCAUCACGCAAUAUCCCGAAAAAAAGCUUCAAAGUGCCGGAUUUUAACCAUCGUUAUAAACACCCGUCCAUUUUCCUGUGACGUCACAUAGUGAUGCCAACACAAACAAACAUGGCGCAUAGAACAGCAAGCUAUAGCGACAUUAGCUCGGAUUCAGACUCGGAUUUCAGCGGCUUAAGCGAUUCAACAGAUUACGCAUGUAUUGAAACGGAUGGUUGUAGUGUGGAGGCAGGUAGCGAAAACGAAAUUGAAGAAGAAACUAAAGCUAUUGAGCCAUAUCGGUUUGAACCGUAUGCAAGCGAAACCGACGAAAACGACACGACAGCCAGCGACACGGGAGAACACGAGGACGAAUUUGGCGAUCGCCUUCUAACCAACGAUUGGUAUGUUUGUUUGGCAUUAAAGGAAACUAACAACUAUGAACUAGGUUUACAGCAUAUGAAAUACAUUUGGCAACAACAUGCACUUUGAGAGUGUAGACAGCCCAAUUUUCAUCAAUUAAUAUAUUCUGUAGACAUACCCUCAUCCGUGCUCUUUUCCUGAAAGCUGAUCUGUCCAGUUUUGGAGUUGAUGUCAGCAGGCCAGGGAAGCUAGGGUCGAUAUUCUUCUCUUGAUCAUCUUCGGUGGCAUAAGGGACGGUGUGAGCCAAGACAUCCAGGGGGUUUAGCUCGCUCGUCUGCGGGAACAAACUGCCGCCAUUGCUUGCCAUGCUACCGAGGUCUUUAAUCCCUGAAUUGCUCACACACUCCGGCAGAGUCAAUGGGGGUCUGGCGGCAGAUUUCUUUGACUUUAUCGUUGGAAAUGCAUCUGCUUUGAGUGUCGCAGGAUAUCCACACAUUCUUGCCAUCUCUGUCGUAUCAUAGCUUUUGUCGGUAAAGUGUGCGGAACAAACGUCCAUUUUCUUGCCACUUUCGCAUCUUUGGGCCACUGGUGCAACUUGAAUUCGUCCCUGUUCGUGUUGUUACACCGUCCGACAACACACCGACGAGGCAUGAUGUCUCCAAGGUACGGAAAACAGUCGAAAAAACGGAAAAUAACAGAGCUGAUUUGACACGGUGUUUGAGAAAAUGGCGGAUUGCUUCCCGAUGUGACGUUACGUUGUGACGUCAUCGCUCCGAGAGCGAAUAUUAGAAAGGCGUUUAAUUCGCCAAAAUUCACCCAUUUAGAGUUCGGAAAUCGGUUAAAAAAAUAUAUGGUCUUUUUUCUGCAACAUCAAGGUAUAUAUUGACGCUUACAUAGGUCUGGUGAUAAUGUUCCCCUUUAAACCACAUUGCAUCCAUUGUUUUGUUGCUUUCAUUUGUUUUUUGCACAGAUGGCCAAAAAUGUCUUGCAUUUUUUUGUAUUGUACAGAAAA
Nerophis lumbriciformis (worm pipefish) is the source of this 5118-nucleotide messenger RNA. Its product is annotated as integrin alpha-6-like. The record is from RefSeq and is a predicted model, not a curated record. Gene Ontology annotation, cellular component: external side of plasma membrane; integrin complex. Gene Ontology annotation, molecular function: integrin binding. NCBI's taxonomy places the organism in Eukaryota, Metazoa, Chordata, Actinopteri, Syngnathiformes, Syngnathidae. Gene Ontology annotation, biological process: cell-cell adhesion; cell-matrix adhesion; integrin-mediated signaling pathway.